This is a messenger RNA of Oryctolagus cuniculus (rabbit), 1109 nucleotides long. The record is from RefSeq and is a predicted model, not a curated record. NCBI's taxonomy places the organism in Eukaryota, Metazoa, Chordata, Mammalia, Lagomorpha, Leporidae.
GAGGUGGGCAGGGAAGGGGAGGGCUGUGCGGGGGGUGGGGGUAUAUAUGCCAGUGGAGCUGCUCCGGCGGCAUCCAGCCUCACAUCGGAGGGAGCCCAGCGACUGACAGCUCUCUCAGCACCUAGCUUCCUGCUCCUGCAACAUGAAAAUCCUGCUUGGUGACCUCCUGCUGCUCAGCCUCCUCUCCAGCGUGUUCAGCAGUUGUCAGAGGGACUGUCUAACGUGCCAGGAGAAGCUCCACCCGGCCCUGGACAGCUUUAACCUGGAGGCAUGCAUCCUCGAGUGUGAAGAGAAGGUCUUCCCCAGCCCUCUCUGGAGUCCCUGCACCAAGAUCACAGCCAAGGGCUCCCGGAAGCUCAGCCCUGCUGACCCUGAGCAGGUGGCGGCCACCCUUGACCAACCAAGUGCCUCCGAGAUGCAGCACCUGAGGCGGAUGCCCCGUGUCAGGAGCCUGUUCCAAAGGCAGGAAGAGAUGGAACCUGGCACCCUUGAAGCUGGCGAGGUGGAGCAGAAGCAGCUGCAGAAGAGGUUUGGGGGCUUCACGGGGGCCCGGAAGUCAGCCCGGAAGCUGGCCAACCAGAAGCGGUUCAGUGAGUUUAUGAGGCAGUACCUGGUCCUGAGCAUGCAGUCCAGCCAGCGCCGGCGCACCCUACACCAGAAUGGUAAUGUGUAGCCAGAAGGGGAGUCCUCCCAGCUACACCGGCCACUGCAACCCCUGAGCGUCCAUGUGAUCCCCAAAACAGCAUGUGUCCAGCCCCAGAGCUGCCGGCUGGGAAUCAGGAUUCCUUCUUCCCCAAGGCACUGAGGGCCUGCAGACCCUGCGGGCGUGGCCUCCAGAGCCCCCACCCCACCCCACCCCCACCCCGGCAUGUCGCACCCAACCCUGUUGCUACAUCAGAGUGUAUUUUUGUAAUUUCUCCAGCUAGCAUUUUAAUAGCCCCAUCCUUCCUUCUCACCCACCCCUUCCCUCUUCUAGGGGCAGGUGAAAGGAGUACAAAAAUCAAGCCUGGGGUUUUGACUCAUCACUGCCAUAACCUGUUUGUAAAAGAGCUGUUCUUUUUGAUUGUUUGAAACAAUUAUUUCUCCAUUAAACUUCUGAGCAAAUGGUU